Molecule: messenger RNA, 4697 nt
Organism: Cuscuta epithymum
Lineage: Eukaryota; Viridiplantae; Streptophyta; Magnoliopsida; Solanales; Convolvulaceae
Source: the annotation of a GenBank genome assembly
ACCAGCCCCAUAGAAGAACCGAGAACGGCUCCUACUGUGAGUACAAUCCUGUAAUCCAAUUCUAUCGACAGAGUUCUUGAGCGGCCAAAAGAAAAACAUUUAUGCUUGAGCAGACCGAUAUCAUCCAUGUCGCCAGAUCAAUCCGGUAGUUCAGCCCCCAUCAGGGAUUCAUCUCCGUCUCAGAUGAGAUCAAUGGAAGACCAUAACAUCGAAAGAGAGGCACAUAACAGUGAAGGGGGAGAUCAAAGUAAUACAAAUCAGUUCACUUUGAAGGGAAAGAAACUGAAAUCUGAUGUCUGGGAUGAUAUGGAUAGAGAUGUUUUGGAUGAUGGAGUGAUUCGAGCUACAUGUCAUCACUGUAAGAAAACUCUCACUGCCAAUUCUAAGAGUGGAACUUCUCAUUUGAAAAGACAUCUUUCUCAGUGUGCUUCACGUAAGUAUAACAACCUAAAAAGCUAUUGUAUUGUUGGUGGAGGUGGUGAUUCUCAGCUUGAAUGUGGUACUAAGAUAGGUAAUACUAUGUCUUUAAAUAGGCCUUUACCUACCACCUCUGCAAUUCGUGAAGCCAUGUCUGUGUUUUUUGUUUCAUGUGCAUUACCAUUUUCACUAGUUGAAGCACCGGGUUUUAAGCAUUUUAUGAGUGUAAUUGCACCUCAAUUUCAGCAAGUUAGUAGAAUGACCAUUAAAAGAGAUGCCGUGAGUAACUAUAAAACCCAUAAAGCUAUUGUUGCUCAAGAGCUUGAUAGUGCUCCGGGUCGUAUUUGUUUCACUACAGAUAAUUGGAGGAGUGAACACACAAGUGAUGAGUUCAUGUGUGUAACAGCUCAUUGGAUUGAUAAAUCGUGGAAGUUACAAAAGAGAAUAAUCAAAUUUGCUGCUUUACCACCUUCACUUGAUGGUUCUUCUCUUGCUGAUGAGAUUCUUUUGUGUUUUGGUGAAUGGAAAAUAGGUGACAAGGUGUUUAGUUUUACGGUUGAUAAUGCGUCUUAUAAUGAUACAAUGAUGACAUCUCUUAAAAGGCACUUGUUGAGAAAAAACACCUUGUUGAUGAAUGGAAAAUUUGUUCACAUCCGUUGUUCUUGUCACAUUAUAAACUUAGUGGUUCAAGCGGGUCUUAAACUCAUUGAUGAUUGCAUCCUUAAGAUAAGGAAAAUGGUAACACAUUUGAAGCAUUCCAUGCCCAAAAAUAAAAAAUUUUAUGAGAUAGCUUCCACUACUUUUAGUUUGAAUACUACCAAGAAGCUACGUUUAGACACACCUAUUAGGUGGAAUUCAACUUUCACUAUGUUGGAUCGUUUCCUUUACUUUCGGGAUGCUAUUGAUAGCUUUGUUAGUAAGAAUGUAGAUUUGAAAUGCUAUCGUCUCACCGAGGAGGAAUGGACAAAGGUUGGUCAGUUGAAAAAGUUCUUGCAAGUAUUUUUUGAUGUAACAAAUGACUUUUCUGCUUCUAAGACACCAACCUCGAAUAUCUAUUUUUGUGGGGUGUGGAAAAUUCAUAAAUUGUUGAAAAAAACAGCAGCUGCCCCUCCCAGCAUUUUAUCAAACAUGGUCAGUGAGAUGCAAUUGAAAUUUCAAAAAUAUUGGGAAGAUUACAAUCUCAUUCUUUCAUGCGCUGCUGUUUUUGAUCCUCGUUUGAAGUUAGAUGGUGUUGGGUUUUUGUAUAAGAAGUUGCUGGGGGAAGAAAGUGGUGAUGUCUUUGUGCAUAAAAUCAAAACUACUUUGGUUGAACUUCUGGAUGAAUACAAGGGUGCAUUUGGUGAAGUGGGGGAAUCUGGUCAGAACACUUCAAGUAGCCAUUUUAAUUCUUCUAUGCUACAAUCUGAGUUUGAUAGUGGGUCUGAUGAAGAGGAUCUUUACCAGUUUAUGAGCAAGAAAAGGAAGGCAGAAAUAAAAUCAGAGCUAGACCUUUAUUUAGAUGAAAAACCACUUAAUAUGAAGGAUGAUGUUAAUGUUUUGCAAUUCUGGAAGCGCAAUUCCUCUAGGUUUGUUAUUCUUUCAUCAUUGGCUCGGGAUAUUCUAAGUCUUCCGGUCUCUACUGUUCCUUCUGAAUCCGCCUUUAGUUUGGGGAAGAAAAUAAUAACUCCUUCCAGAAGUUCUUUGUCCCCCACAACCGUUGAGGCCCUUGCAUGUUAUGAAGAUUGGUUGCGUGCGGCUGGAUUUGAACCAGCCCCAUAGAAGAACCGAGAACGGCUCCUACUGUGAGUACAAUCCUGUAAUCCAAUUCUAUCGACAGAGUUCUUGAGCGGCCAAAAGAAAAACAUUUAUGCUUGAGCAGACCGAUAUCAUCCAUGUCGCCAGAUCAAUCCGGUAGUUCAGCCCCCAUCAGGGAUUCAUCUCCGUCUCAGAUGAGAUCAAUGGAAGACCAUAACAUCGAAAGAGAGGCACAUAACAGUGAAGGGGGAGAUCAAAGUAAUACAAAUCAGUUCACUUUGAAGGGAAAGAAACUGAAAUCUGAUGUCUGGGAUGAUAUGGAUAGAGAUGUUUUGGAUGAUGGAGUGAUUCGAGCUACAUGUCAUCACUGUAAGAAAACUCUCACUGCCAAUUCUAAGAGUGGAACUUCUCAUUUGAAAAGACAUCUUUCUCAGUGUGCUUCACGUAAGUAUAACAACCUAAAAAGCUAUUGUAUUGUUGGUGGAGGUGGUGAUUCUCAGCUUGAAUGUGGUACUAAGAUAGGUAAUACUAUGUCUUUAAAUAGGCCUUUACCUACCACCUCUGCAAUUCGUGAAGCCAUGUCUGUGUUUUUUGUUUCAUGUGCAUUACCAUUUUCACUAGUUGAAGCACCGGGUUUUAAGCAUUUUAUGAGUGUAAUUGCACCUCAAUUUCAGCAAGUUAGUAGAAUGACCAUUAAAAGAGAUGCCGUGAGUAACUAUAAAACCCAUAAAGCUAUUGUUGCUCAAGAGCUUGAUAGUGCUCCGGGUCGUAUUUGUUUCACUACAGAUAAUUGGAGGAGUGAACACACAAGUGAUGAGUUCAUGUGUGUAACAGCUCAUUGGAUUGAUAAAUCGUGGAAGUUACAAAAGAGAAUAAUCAAAUUUGCUGCUUUACCACCUUCACUUGAUGGUUCUUCUCUUGCUGAUGAGAUUCUUUUGUGUUUUGGUGAAUGGAAAAUAGGUGACAAGGUGUUUAGUUUUACGGUUGAUAAUGCGUCUUAUAAUGAUACAAUGAUGACAUCUCUUAAAAGGCACUUGUUGAGAAAAAACACCUUGUUGAUGAAUGGAAAAUUUGUUCACAUCCGUUGUUCUUGUCACAUUAUAAACUUAGUGGUUCAAGCGGGUCUUAAACUCAUUGAUGAUUGCAUCCUUAAGAUAAGGAAAAUGGUAACACAUUUGAAGCAUUCCAUGCCCAAAAAUAAAAAAUUUUAUGAGAUAGCUUCCACUACUUUUAGUUUGAAUACUACCAAGAAGCUACGUUUAGACACACCUAUUAGGUGGAAUUCAACUUUCACUAUGUUGGAUCGUUUCCUUUACUUUCGGGAUGCUAUUGAUAGCUUUGUUAGUAAGAAUGUAGAUUUGAAAUGCUAUCGUCUCACCGAGGAGGAAUGGACAAAGGUUGGUCAGUUGAAAAAGUUCUUGCAAGUAUUUUUUGAUGUAACAAAUGACUUUUCUGCUUCUAAGACACCAACCUCGAAUAUCUAUUUUUGUGGGGUGUGGAAAAUUCAUAAAUUGUUGAAAAAAACAGCAGCUGCCCCUCCCAGCAUUUUAUCAAACAUGGUCAGUGAGAUGCAAUUGAAAUUUCAAAAAUAUUGGGAAGAUUACAAUCUCAUUCUUUCAUGCGCUGCUGUUUUUGAUCCUCGUUUGAAGUUAGAUGGUGUUGGGUUUUUGUAUAAGAAGUUGCUGGGGGAAGAAAGUGGUGAUGUCUUUGUGCAUAAAAUCAAAACUACUUUGGUUGAACUUCUGGAUGAAUACAAGGGUGCAUUUGGUGAAGUGGGGGAAUCUGGUCAGAACACUUCAAGUAGCCAUUUUAAUUCUUCUAUGCUACAAUCUGAGUUUGAUAGUGGGUCUGAUGAAGAGGAUCUUUACCAGUUUAUGAGCAAGAAAAGGAAGGCAGAAAUAAAAUCAGAGCUAGACCUUUAUUUAGAUGAAAAACCACUUAAUAUGAAGGAUGAUGUUAAUGUUUUGCAAUUCUGGAAGCGCAAUUCCUCUAGGUUUGUUAUUCUUUCAUCAUUGGCUCGGGAUAUUCUAAGUCUUCCGGUCUCUACUGUUCCUUCUGAAUCCGCCUUUAGUUUGGGGAAGAAAAUAAUAACUCCUUCCUGAAGUUCUUUGUCCCCCACAACCGUUGAGGCCCUUGCAUGUUAUGAAGAUUGGUUGCGUGCGGCUGGAUUUGAACCAGGUUCCGCAAGUAUGUUCAAGAUCGGUGAUGGACGUUCGAAUGAUAGCGAGGAUGAAGAAGAUGAAAUGCCACUCUAGUGUAAGACAUUGCUUCUCUUACACAGACGUCUGGGAGAUCAAUUACUUUCUGGUGAAAUGAAGGAGUGUCGAGAAGUUCUUGGGAUACCAAUUACUUUUUGUGUUCUACUAUUUAAAUUUGAACUGUAAUGAUAUACAUUUGUUAAGUCUUUUUGGAGAUACUCGUGACUAUUUCCGCUGCACAUUGUGAAUCUGUGAUUGUGCUUUUAAUUAUGGAAUAUUGAUGCUUAUUUGGAAUUUGGAUGCUUUUUGUUUUCCAGAAUCGUUUUGUGUAUUGCAUUUAAACGUAUU